AUAUAAUUUGUUUGCCUCCGCGUUUAUUCUCUCAUUACUGAUAGCACUGCAGCUUUCUUCUUCUUUGGGAAGCUGCAGCAGUCCUGUCUUCUCUGUCUGUUGGGUUCUAAACGUCAGCGCCUCCGCGAAGAGACCAGAUACCAAGAUAUGGCUGGACAGCAAUGAACUUACACCCAUAGGAAGUAAAGGCAAAAUGGUGUCGUUGAUGGUAACGACAAUGGAUGUGCAUACAUUACGCGCGGAAUAUGAAGGAAUCUCCCAUGUGUGGAACUUUUCAGUUGUUUUCAAUUCCAUCAGUGUGAGCAGCAGUGCGCACAGAACUGCGUAUCUCCCCCCCAGCGGAAGUGGGGGCAGGUAUUUCAACUCUUAUGGAAGAAUGCCACGGGACUCCACUCUUGCCCAUGCACUUAAUGAGCUGGAAAACCAUUGCUUGACCUGGGAAGCUCUCAAGGCAUUCCAGCCAAAUGAAGUGUUUCCCUGUGAAAACGACACUCAUUAUCUCUACCAAAAGGAGGACUUUAUCAUUGCACUUGGCCACACCCACCGCUUUCCACUGAGGGCGGAGUCUCGGGGUGCCUCCACGCUAUUGGUCUCCUGGCGAGGGAGCCCCCAUGACCUCCCCGACCCCCUGCACAGAGUGGCGCUGUACCGGCCGGACCUGGACGGCCUGGCGGUCCUGUGCAACGAGACCACGCGCAGGUGGCACUACCGAUUCGCUGGCCUGGACGGCUGCCGGAGCUACGUGGCGUGUGUGGAGAUGGCGCUCGGCCCCGUGGUCCUGUGCCUCACCGCGCUCACCGAUCCUGACGUGCCCAGGAACUUCAGGGUAACCGCUUGGGACAGCAACAGCGUGACCGUGGGAUGGGACUGCCCCCCGAGCGACCCCGCCUCGGGCCUCACCGCCUUCCUGCUAACGGUCUUCCACGUGGACGGCUCUGGCCACGUCCUGGAGGAGAGGAGCUUCAGACACACGCUGGGCAGCCCGGUGUUCACCGUGGGCAGCUUGCCCCCCUGUAGCAGGGUGCAGCUGGGGCUUCAGGUGGUGUGCCAGUCUACGGGCCAGUCCCGCCUCAGCAGGAUGGUCCUCAGCGAUGGAAACUCUGCAAACUCUGAAAUCAUAAACCUACACCAGUCCUCCUUUGGCUCCCGCAACUAUACGGUGAGCUGGUCCGUGCAGAACAUCUCCUCCAUCUCCAGCUUUAAGGUGUACCACCAGGGGGAGCUCCAGAGCUCCACGCUCCUCACCUGGCACACAGUGACAGGCCUGCUUCCCUGCCACCAGUACAGCUGCAGGGUGGAGGCCCUGUGUGGGGACAGCACGGUCAUGAGCGUUAGCACCAUCCAGACAAAAACAGGCCCUGGUGAAGUGUUGGAUCUCCGAUUUAGGCAGAAGGACUCGAUAGCCCUGUGGAGCGGCAGGUCUGGGGUGGGCGUGGCCUUCUUGUACCGCCUCUCUGAGAGGGGCGGCCCGAGCGUCCGGAAGGGGAGGCUGGCAGGCCCCCCCCUGCCUCUGCCGGGCCUGAGGCCUGGCUCCCCGUAUGACCUGGAGGUGGUGCCAGAGUGCGAGGGUGGCGAGCGUGGAGCUCCAGCUGUGCUCUACUUCAUCCCAGAGGAAGUCCCUGGCAGUGCCCCCAACGAUGCCCCUGGAGACAUCCUGCUACCCAGAGUUGUUGACUCUGCAGACCAAACAACAGAUCGCCUCGGACUGCAGGUUCACCUCCCCAGCCAUGAAAUGUUCCUUGUUGUGCCAUGGACAAUGCCGCCAUCGCUGGAGGAUCCGAGGGCAGAAGCUCGAGUCCUGCUGGAGGGCAUUAUUAAAAGCAAGCUGCAGAACUUACUGAGUAAGUUCUGGCCAAAAGCGGAGGUGCAGCUGAUCUCGUUUGAAGACAGCGAGAGGAAAACAAAAACCAAGAUCACUUUUGAAAGCUUUGAUGUUUCCAGCCAGGAUGGGGUAGUGAUCCUCCGCCCUGAGGAGCAGCUGCAGCAUAUUAUCUCUCUCGGCCACGCCCACAUCACCGUCACAGACGACAGCAUCUACUGGGAUGCAAACUCUGAAAUCAUAAACCUACACCACUCCUCCUUUGGCUCCCACAACUAUAUGGUGAGCUGGUCUGUGCAGAACAUCUCCUCCAUCUCCAGCUUUAAGGUGUACCACCAGGGGGAGCUCCAGAGCUCCACGCUCCUCACCUGGCACACAGUGACAGGCCUGCUUCCCUGCCACCAGUACAGCUGCAGGGUGGAGGCCCUGUGUGGGGACAGCACAGUCAUGAGCGUUAGCACCAUCCAGACAAAAACAGGCCCUGGUGAAGUGUUGGAUCUCCGAUUUAGGCAGAAGGACUCGAUAGCCCUGUGGAGCGGCAGGUCUGGGGUGGGCGUGGCCUUCUUGUACCGCCUCUCUGAGAGGGGCGGCCCGAGCGUCCAGAAGGGGAGGCUGGCAGGCCCCCCCCUGCCUCUGCCGGGCCUGAGGCCUGGCUCCCCGUAUGACCUGGAGGUGGUGCCAGAGUGCAAGGGUGGCGAGCGUGGAGUUCCAGCUGUGCUCUACUUCAUCCCAGAGGAAGUCCCUGGCAGUGCCCCCAACGAUGCCCCUGGAGACAUCCUGCUACCCAGAGUUGUUGACUCUGCAGACCAAACAACAGAUCGCCUCGGACUGCAGGUUCACCUCCCCAGCCAUGAAAUGUUCCUUGUUGUGCCAUGGACAAUGCCGCCAUCGCUGGAGGAUCCGAGGGCAGAAGCUCGAGUCCUGCUGGAGGGCAUUAUUAAAAGCAAGCUGCAGAACUUACUGAGUAAGUUCUGGCCAAACGCGGAGGUGCAGCUGAUCUCGUUUGAAGACAGCGAUAGGAAAACAAAAACCAAGAUCACUUUUGAAAGCUUUGAUGUUUCCAGCCAGGGUGGGGUAGUGAUCCUCCGCCCUGAGGAGCAGCUGCAGCAUAUUAUCUCUCUCGGCCACGCCCACAUCACCGUCACAGACGACAGCAUCUACUGGGACGACCCAGAUGAGUGUGACUCCCCCGCCCUGAACAAGUGCAGCUCCAACUCCAUCUGCAUCAACACCCUGGACUCAUUCACCUGCGUGUGUGAGCCGGGGUACUACAGCCUGAGCCCCAUCCUCAGCCCUGCCUGCCACGAGAAGGGGAUGUUCACGCUAUGCCUGAAGGACCAUGUAUCUGGGGGCAUCUCCAAGCCUUUCCUCAUCCACUACUUUGGCGGGAAUGUGACUGUUGUCCUCAAUGAUGGUCGCUGCUCCAUCAACGAGACGGACAAGUUUUAUUAUUACAGGAUAACUGGCGCCCCCUCCCAGUGUGGAGGCCAAACGCUUAUUAACAGGACGCAUGUGGAGUUGAGGAACACGCUGACUGUGACGCUCAGCAGCGGGAGAUCCAUCACACGGAGGGACCUGAAGGUGCUGUGGACCUGUGCCUACCCGCUGCUCCAGACCAGCACAGCCCACAUGAAGCCUGGUCUGGACUGGGUUACCUCUCACAGUGUGGUGCAGGUGAAUUCGUCCCUCCUCCUGGAGAUCAGCAUGGCCUUGUACAGUGACUCAUCUUACGCAUACAACUACACUGGCCCUGUGGAGCUCCCUUCUGCAGAGCAGCUGUACAUCCAGGUGACCCUGCACUGUGAAGACAGCCUGGCCUACAACAUGAGCCUACAGCUGGAGUCCUGCUGGGCCACACAGACUGCAGACCCACAAGAGGAGAAGGCGGCUUUUUUCCUCAAGGGGGGCUGCCCAAACGACAGAACCUUCCGCUGGUACCUCCGGAGCAGUUCCCCUCAAAGAAAGAGGUUCUCCGUUCAGAUGUUCACCAUGUCUGACCACUUCCACAUCUACCUUCACUGCCUGAGCAGAAUAUGCAGCCAAGAUGAGAACUGCACAACGGUAACUCCCCGCCACACCACUGCAAACUGCACACAAUGGUAACUCCCCGCCACUGCA
This is a messenger RNA of Anguilla rostrata (American eel), 3937 nucleotides long. RefSeq lists its product as uncharacterized. Gene Ontology annotation, molecular function: calcium ion binding; protein binding. Lineage: Eukaryota; Metazoa; Chordata; Actinopteri; Anguilliformes; Anguillidae. Bases 194 to 3922 code for a protein of 1242 amino acids. Gene Ontology annotation, cellular component: apical plasma membrane; cell surface. Gene Ontology annotation, biological process: neutrophil migration. The transcript has 22 exons. The record is from RefSeq and is a predicted model, not a curated record.